AUGAAUCGAAACACCUUGGUUCCAAUUCAACUUGUUGAUGCAAUUCCCUUCGAGCAAAUCAGUCUUGAGGAUAGGAAGAAGUUGAUACAACAACAACUCAUAAUUCUUCUGCAUGCCAACAAAUGCGCCAUCCGGAAUACUGUAAGUUUAGAAUACAUGUAUAUUUCUGAAUCGUUUGCGACAAAAAAUGGAAACUUUUUGAAUGUGUCUGUCAGAAUUAUCAUUAUUUAUUUAAGUAGCAGAUUUCUUUCAUAUGCGUUACAAAACAUUUGAAAAAUCGACUUUUUGAAACCGCCACGGCCCAAUAUCCACGUGAACUUUAAUAGAACAAUUUAUCGUUAAGUAGUUCACGUUAGAAAGUUUUGAAAUGUCACGGUACCGUCGCAAAAUUGUCAAUAGAAGAUAUUGUUUUUAAAAAUGUUGAUUCAGAAGAACAAGAAAGCGACGGAGCAAACGCGUUGUCAAGAGUGCACAUUGCCCCAUUGCUCCAUGAUGAAAGUCCUUAUCGGUCAUUUGCAAACUUGCAAUAACGUUGACUGCGACGGUUUGUUUUCUAACCGUAUUUCAAAAUUCACCUUGUAAAAUGUACUACGAAUGAGAAUUUACAAAGAUUGGAAAUGUGCUACUGUACUAGAAGUGAUCUCACAAACUAUUUUUAAACAUGAACGUUUCACAAACUGAUUCCAGUGGCACACUGCAGUUCUUCUCGCAAGAUUAUCGAACACUGGCUUGUCUGCUCACCCAACGCGCAUUGCCCGGUUUGCUCCCAGAUUCGGGACGCACAGAACGGUCGGCUGCCACGAGGUACGGCAUCUGCUAUCUUCCGACUUUCAAAUUGUGUACAAUUUCAGACAUGUGCAACGACGGACUUGAUGAUCGAAGACCACCUCCGUAA
Caenorhabditis sp. 36 PRJEB53466 is the source of this 895-nucleotide messenger RNA. NCBI's taxonomy places the organism in Eukaryota, Metazoa, Nematoda, Chromadorea, Rhabditida, Rhabditidae. The record is from the annotation of a GenBank genome assembly.